Messenger RNA from Antrostomus carolinensis (chuck-will's-widow), 1089 nucleotides. RefSeq names its product anaphase-promoting complex subunit 2-like. The annotation marks the transcript as partial. Gene Ontology annotation, cellular component: anaphase-promoting complex. The transcript is spliced from 4 exons. NCBI's taxonomy places the organism in Eukaryota, Metazoa, Chordata, Aves, Caprimulgiformes, Caprimulgidae. Gene Ontology annotation, biological process: protein K11-linked ubiquitination; metaphase/anaphase transition of mitotic cell cycle. The record is from RefSeq and is a predicted model, not a curated record.
GCAGCUCCGAGGUCUGAUACCGUGGGGCCGCUGAAGGAUGCCGACCUGCGGGCAGCCCUGGAUGUGUUGCGGUGUUACGACUUGCACUCGAUCGUGGAGGAGUGGUUCAUCGAGGUGCUGCAGACGGACCUUCAGGCAAAUAUAGCUCCUGAGUUCUGGAACUGCAUCGGCCAGUAUGAAAACACAGCUGAGGAGCCCCAGUGCUCCUCACUCCUUCUGGAUGCGUUUUGUCUUCUCAAGUGCCGCCUGGACCCAUACCUGAACAGCCUGGAACUUCUGGAGAGGUGGACCAAGGCAGGCUUGCUCCUGGGGACAGGUGCUCAGAUGCUUCAAGAAAAGGUCUACACCAUGUUCAAAGCGAUCCUUUUCUUCUCCACUACCAAGUCCUUCCAGGAAAUGAUCCAGCAGUUCUACAGCCGCACUUUCAGGAUAUACAUGCGGCAGUGGAAGAAAGGAGAAGAUGGAACGAACGAGUGUGAGAGCAGCAUGAGUGAGACCGAGCAGGAGAGUGAUCCGGAGGAGGGUGGAGGAGAGAGCCCGCUGUGCGCAGGCUGCAGCAGCAAGAGAGAGCAGUGCUGGUGCCCCAAAGCCAUGGAGCAGUUUCAGCAGCUCAAUGACAUUCUCCGCCGGCUGAAUUUGCUGGAGAGAGUGAGCGCCGAUGCUGUCACCACCAUCUUGCACCGGAUGAUAGAGGAGAGGAUGGAGCAACGGUGCCGAGGAGAAUACGAGCACUCCUUCCUCAAUGAGUUCCAGGAGUGGAUUGAGAAAGUGAUCGGCUGGCUCAGCAGGGUUUUCCUACAAGAUGGUGCCUUGGCUCGCUCCUCUCCAGAAGCCAGCAGCACCUUGAAGCGCUGGCGCUGCCACGUCCAAAGGUUCUUCUACCGCAUCUAUGCCAGCAUGCGCAUCGAGGAGCUCUUCAGCAUCAUUCGAGAUUUCCCAGAGUCGAAGCCUGCUGUGGAGGACCUCAAGUUCUGCCUGGAAAGGACUAAUCAGAGGCAGCAGCUGCUCAGCUCCCUGAAAAGUGCUCUGGAAAUGCGACUUCUGCAUCCGGGUGGGUUUUACAUCCCCGUGUGUGUCAUAACGCUGUAA